This is a messenger RNA of Enterobius vermicularis (human pinworm), 1263 nucleotides long. The record is from the annotation of a GenBank genome assembly. NCBI's taxonomy places the organism in Eukaryota, Metazoa, Nematoda, Chromadorea, Rhabditida, Oxyuridae.
AUGUCUGGCGGCACAGCAAUGGACACAAUGGCUUCUGCACCCCACAUGAAUGAGGAAAAUGCUAUCCGCUACCUUACAAAUUUCGUUAAAACUCCAGCAAGUAACGAAGCAGAAAUUAAGAAGAAAGAGGAAUCGAUAAUGGAGUUGGGGAACAUGCUAGCUAGAAACAAACAGACACAAGAGUUGCGUAAUAUGAUUGAGAAUACCAGACCUUUUCUUGUAUCGCUUGGAAAGGCUAAAGCGGCAAAACUGGUUCGUAAUUUGUUGGAUUUAUGCCUCAUGAUCGACGACCAAGAUGGGGAUAUCAAGGUUGAGCUUUGUAAGGAAUGCAUUCAGUGGGCAACUGAGCAGAAUCGUUCAUUUUUGAGACAAACCCUGCAAGCAAGACUUGUCCGUCUCUACAAUGAUUUACGUCGUUACCAACUAGCACAGCAGCUAGCGAAUCAACUAGUGCGUGAGCUAAAGAAAGUUGAUGACAAGGAUGUGAUUGUCGAGGUUCAGCUGGAGGAGAGUAAAGCGUGUUAUCACCUCGGAAACCUUUCAAAGGCCCGAGCUGCAUUAACUUCAGCACGCACUACUGCUAAUUCUAUUUACUGUCCUCCUCGUAUGCAGGCUGCAUUAGACAUGCAGUCAGGUAUUCUACACGCUGCUGACGAACGAGAUUUCAAAACUGCUUUUUCUUAUUUCUAUGAGGCUUUUGAAGGGUACGACGCAGUGAACGAUAAAAAGGAGGCUAUGAGAGCUUUAAAAUACAUGCUGCUGAGCAAAGUAAUGUUAGAUACGCCUGAAGAAGUUGGGGUUAUUUUAUCGGGGAAGCUUGCUUUGAAGUACAGCGGAUCGGACCUUGAGGCAAUGAAAGCAAUCGCUGAAGCAGCGAAAAAGCGAUCUUUAGCAGAUUUCAACCAGUCUUUUGGAAGUUUUCGUCAGGAACUGCAGUGCGAUGCUGUAGUCAAGAAACACUUUAAUUCAUUAAGUGAUAGCAUGCUUGAGAAGGAUUUGUGUCGCAUUAUUGAACCAUAUUCAUACGUUCAAAUUGAUCACAUUGCUUCAAAAAUUGGUUUGGACAGAGAUAAAGUGGAAAAGAAGCUUUCCCAAAUGAUUUUAGACAAGAAGUUUUCCGGAAGUUUACACCAGGGUGAUGGUAUGCUUAUUGUUUAUGAUGUAGCCCCAGUUGACAUGACAUACCGAGCUGCUGUCGAUACAAUACGCGCAAUGGGUGAAGUUGUGGAUGCGCUUUACCAACGGGUCAGUAAACUGAGGUAG